This is a messenger RNA of Olea europaea var. sylvestris, 2321 nucleotides long. Its product is annotated as UBP1-associated protein 2C-like. NCBI's taxonomy places the organism in Eukaryota, Viridiplantae, Streptophyta, Magnoliopsida, Lamiales, Oleaceae. The transcript is spliced from 2 exons. Bases 116 to 1606 code for a protein of 496 amino acids. Gene Ontology annotation, molecular function: RNA binding. The record is from RefSeq and is a predicted model, not a curated record.
AUAAUUUAUCGAAUCUCCGAAAUAUUUAAAAGCCACAAACAAAUUCGUUAAUUUUUGGACACACCACUCUUUCCUUUCACUGACACUCACAGGAUUCCUAGGGUUUUCUCUUCCAAUGGAUCCGAUUAAGAAACGCAAGAUGGACGAUAACGGUGUUAUAACGGUGGAUACAGAUGCCUUCAUCCCUUACAAACUCACCCUCGAUGAUGCACGCAAAAUUAUUGAGCCCUUUCCCCAUGAACAGUUGUUGGAAAUUGUUCAAAACGCCGUUCUUCGUCACCCAGAUGUGCUUGAUGCCGUUCGGUCAAUCGCCGACCGGGAUAUGACCCAGCGGAAGCUGUUCAUUCGUGGACUUGGAUGGGAGACCACCACUGAUAAGCUACGCGCUCUCUUCUCAGGAUAUGGGGAGUUAGAUGAGGCGGUGGUUAUUCUCGACAAGGCUACGGGUAAGUCUAAGGGUUAUGGGUUUAUUACUUUUAAGCAUGUUGAUGGUGCUAUGUUGGCUUUGAAGGAACCGAGUAAGAAAAUUGAUGGUAGGAUGACUGUUACUCAGCUUGCAGCGGCUGGUAUGUCUGGAGGAAGUGGGCCCGGGGUGGGUGGUAUUGGAGGAGGGAAUAAUCAUGUGGAUGUGUCGGCAAGGAAGAUUUAUGUGGCAAAUGUGCCGUAUGAUAUGCCUGCUGAGAGAUUAUUGCAGCACUUUUCCAUGUAUGGGGAGAUAGAGGAGGGGCCUUUGGGGUUUGAUAAGGCGACGGGGAAGUCCAAGGGGUUUGCUUUGUUUGUGUAUAAGACAGCCGAGGCUGCUAGAGCUUCACUUGUGGAUCCCAUUAAGAAUAUUGACGGGCAUCAGCUAAACUGUAAGCUGGCAAUAGAUGGGAAAAGAGGGAAGGUUCCGGGGAUUGGGGUUGCCGGGCCUGUUGGAGCUCAGCAGGUGGGCAGUGCGGAUGGGAUGGGGGCAACAAUGCCGGGUGGGCAGUAUGGUGGGAUUGGUGGGCAGUAUACUGGGUUUUCAGGGCCUUUAGGUGCUGGUGGUGGUGUAGGUGGUCAGGCGAUCCCAGCGGUUGGAAGCCAGGCUGCUGGGAUGAAUUUGGGGGGUGGUGGUGGGUUUGGGUCUGGACUGGGUGGGCCUUAUGCUGGUGGGACCAAUUCUGUUGGGCCUGGUGCAACUGGGUAUAAUGGACUGGGCAUUGCUGGUUCUGGUUUAGGUGGUGCUGGUGAUGGAUAUGGUGGGGUUAGAGCUGGAUUGGGGGGUUCUGGUGGUGGACCGGGUGGAAUUGGAGGUGGAAUGGGUGGUGGUACAGGUGGAGUUGGAGGUGGACUGGGUGGUGGACAAGUUGGAGUUGGAAGUGGACUGGGUGGUGGACAGGGUGGAGUUGGAGGUGUACUGGGUGGUGUUGGCAGUGGAUCGGGUGGUGCAGGUCGUGGGUCAUCCUUGUAUGGUUUGCCACCAAGCUCAGCUGGGGCAGGUUCGGGAGAUUAUCCACGGAGUGCGCAGUACAGCUUGUCAUCUGGUGGGUAUCAAAGCCAACAUAAUCAGCCAGCAGGAACAUCACCAGCACCUAGAGUUCCGCCCGGAGGAAUGUACCAGGGGAUGCAUCCUUACUAUUAAAGGCAUUGUUUAGAGAACCAGUGCAGUCUAUCUUGUUGAGACCCUGCUAGUCUGCCUCCUGAUGAUGUAUAUGUGAGAAAACCAGGAAUAUGUAAAGGAAAGUGGAAUGGUGGUAGAUUUGACGAGUUUGGACGCGUUUAAAUGAGACUAAGUACUGGAGUUUGCCAAGUAUUAUUUUGUGCCAUCUAACCAAAGGUGGAUGUCGAUAGGAAAGUGUUGGACGAUACGUUUCUUGUGUUAUGGCUUUAAAUUGCAUUGAGAAUUUUCGCAUGCUAAAUGCAUGAUCUAUUAACUUGUUAUCAUCUAGUCUUAUGGGCAAUGAUGUGUCAAAGUGAGAGAAUUGAUAAAUGCGUAUGUUAUAUAAGGGCCCUUUUGAUAGCAGUUCUUAUCUUUUAUGUUUGUGCCUUUAUAGUAACUCAUUAUUUCAUUUGGUAUCAAAGUGGGAAGUAUGUGCCAAUGAUCUUGCUGUCGUGCUUGAGCUCGUGAUAUGGUCGUCUCUUUAGUUUGUGUAGUGCCUAUGGGAGUAAUACAUUAUAGUAUACUACAUACGAAUAUGACUGUCAUUUGGAAUUACUACUGAUUGAUCUGCUUAAGUUCUAAAUUUAUGGUAGAAUUGCAUCAUGGGAAAACAUUUCUAGUUUAGGAUUUCAAGUUUUAAAAACUUAGCCCCUGUUUGAUCCCCAUUUUUUGUAAUGAAAAUGGGAGGAAUAGCAUU